CUUUGUUUUGUUGAUCCAAUUUGUUCACCCACCCGAAAGCCAAUUUUCAAAAGUUUUGAGUUACCUCCUCCAGUGCAUAAUGACAUCAGAUGAUCCAAAAGUACUAUAUCCAUUGCAUUUCCAUGUUUGGAACAAUGAUUAUAUGGCCUUAGAUGAGCUGCUCCACCAAAAGAAGCAUGAUAUCGAAAAAUUAGAUUCUCAUGGGAGAACUCCAUUAAUGUUAUGCGUAAUGCUUGAUCAUUUGGAGUCUGCACGAGUCUUACUUCGUCAUGGAGCAAAUGCUUGUGUAUCUACAAAUGAAUUCUGGUCAGCUACCCAAGAAGCUAUUGCAACUGGUGACCCUGAGCUCGUCAAGUUGAUUUUGGUCCACAGAGAUGCUCAAAUAGUUCGCCAUCAAGCUGCGAUAGUUACGGAUUUGCUUCAGAAACUUAGAGAGACGCCUGAUUUUUACAUUGAGAUGAAAUGGGAGUUCACUAGUUGGUUACCUCUUGUAUCACGUAUGUGCCCGAGCGAUGUUUGUCGUGUUUGGAAAUGCGGCCCAAAUGUUAGAAUCGACACAAAUUUACUUGGAUUUAAUGGUUCAGCCUCAUGGGUUCGAGGUCAUUUAAGUUAUAUGUUUAGAGCUGGAGAAUCUGGAGCCUAUAUGGAUGAAGUCAAUCAUACUGAUCGAACUAUUUAUCGACAUAACGUUAAUCUGUUAAAUCGUCCUGAUGGAACAGAUGGUGCUAGUGGUGCUGGUGCAACAGCUGGAGCAGCUGCACAGCUUUUUGUUCGUGAACCUUCUGACAGUACUAUUGCAAAUAAAUUAACUCAGCCUAUUUUUGUCACAUACUUGGAUACAGAUAAGAUAGAAUUUGAAAAAAGCAAAUCAGGUAUUUUGGGUUGGCGAUCAGAUCGUAAAGAAACUAUCAAUAAUCAUGCUUGUCAGGUUUAUUGUGCAUCAAAUGUUCAAAUCAUCACACUACGUCGUACUGAACACUUAACCGAGGAGAAUUUACGUGAUCUGAAUCAACAACAUCAUUCCAAUGACAGUGAUAAUGGUAGUGGUGGUGGUCUCAUUGGAGCUCCUGCCAGUGAUAUUGUAUUCCCAGGUGGUAGAGGUAAUCUACUAACAAAUUUAUUACAAACUGCAGCAUCGGAAACUGAGAAAAAGUCAGAAUUAGCUGUUACACAUGAGGCAGCCAGUUACAAUCCAAAUCAUGUGACACCACAACAAUACUUCUGUCCAUCACCUGGUGCACAAAGUGUUCUCUAUGAUAUCGGUCGACCAAAAGUGAUGACAACUAAAGUGAAAACAUUCAAAGCACGUCUAUGGAUAUGUCGGGAUUAUCCUUUAUCAUUGAAAGAUCAAAUCAUACCAAUUAUUGAUUUAAUGUCAGAAUAUAAUCCUUACUUCCAUAAACUAAAAGAAUUUCUUACUAAACAACUACCGAGUGGAUUUCCACUGAAAAUUGAAAUCCCAUUAUAUCACGUGUUGAAUGCAUGUGUCUCAUUUGGUAAUCUACAUGGACAAGAUAACAGUGUCUAUGGUGUCUCAGUAGUACCUACUGGUGGUAGUAAUCCUAGUCAACAAACAUCAGAUCCACACAAGAAAACAGAUGUAUCCAGUACUGCUAAAUCGUCAACAGCAGCAUCAUCGUCUGAUGAUCCUGGUAAUCAACCAUUACUUGAUUCAUCGACAGAGUCUGGUUCAUCAUCACAACCGGUGAAAUGUGUCAUAGACGAAAGUGUAUUCGAUGUUGGUAAAGGGUAUCAUGUCAUAGGUGAGUAAGUUAUACUGAAAAAUGAACAAAAAAGAAGCCUUGUUUAAGUGAUCGAUUACUAUCAUCUCUUUUUUGUUUUAAAGAAGAUUAUUUUGUUUAUUUCUCAUGCACAUUUUUGAGAUAUCAUUAAACUGCAUAUUGAUUAUAUACAGAUUUGUUUUUCAACAGUGUCUACAGGUGAGCCAUCCACUUUUUUUCUUUCUUUUUGUUUUUACAUAUAACUCAUCAAUUAUUAAAGUAGAACACACAAAGAAUAACCAAAUAUUUCGCAUCUAAAAUUAACACAUCUGAUUUCUAAUAUAAAAAAAGUAGAUUUCAUUAUGAAUUGUCGUCAACUAGACAAUCCGUGAUUAUCUCGUCAGAACAAAUUAUGAAGAUGUAUUUUAUUUAGAUAUGAUGAAGAAAAUGUGUAGUUCAGGUGGAUGAUUUUGAUGUACUUGUGUUUUCUGAACUGGACGGUUUAUUUGCGAAGCUUUCAUAACUGCCUGACUAGGCAACAUCUUCAGCGUAUACUUCAAUUUGUUGAAGUGAGCUUUCAGAUUUCUCCACGAGUUUAUUAGUCAUCUCUCCUGAUGGAUGACCUUGAGCGUGAUUGGUUGUUUUUGUGUGUUUUAAUACCCUCUAGGCUACUUGCAUUGGUACUGAUUGUUUCCUUGAUCUGAAGUUUGACGCUUUGUGUGCGAGAAUUCCUUCUUCUCGAUUGGUAAAAUUUGUCUAUGUCAGUGUGUCUAUCGAUUGACGAUUCACUGAAAUAUCAGGCUUCCAAAAAUUCUUUGGCAAAGACGAAGUCGUUGCAACUACUGCGAACAUCACUACAUUGGCCAAAGUGGACGUCCCCUUCGUCUUUGUAUCCAUGAUCAUAAAUUAGCCGUCAAAAGAAAUGACAUCCGCUCCCUCACAUCACCUCAUUGCAUGCAGACAACCAUAGACUUCACUUCGACUGAGACAACCAGCAUUCAAAUAUUAGACAAAGGAAACUCUAAGAAUGCCAGAGAAUUUUUAGAAGCCUGAUAUUCCAGUGAAUCGUCAAUCAAUAGACACAUUGACAUAGACAAAAUUCACCAAUCAUUAAGAAGGAAAUUUCACACACAAAGCGUCAAACUUCAGAUCAAGGAAACAAUCAACACCAAUACGAAUAUAAGUAGCCUAGAGGGUGUGAAAACACAAAAGCAACCAAUCACUUUCAACGUCAUCCACCAGGAGAGAUGACUACUAAACUCAUGGAGAAAUCAAAAAGCUCACUUCAGCAAAUUGAAGUAUGCGCUGAAGAUGUUGCCUAAUCAGGCAGUGAUCGGAGCCUCGCAAAUGAACCCUCUACCUCAAAGAACACAACUACAUCAAGUUAUGGAAUGAGUGAGCAUAUUUAUAUAUAUAUUCGUGGAUGAACAUAUUGUUGACUCGUUUCAAACUAAGCUGAAACAAUGAAUCCAAUCACUCCUGCUUGAUUUCCAUUGGUUUUCAUUCAGUUGACGUCUUUUCGUAAUAAAGUCUACCUCAAAUGCCAUCCUCAGUAAGCAAACAUUUUUACAUAGAAAUAGAAAUUAAAGGAAUACAAGAAGUUUCCCUUUUUUCUAAUUCUGUUUUGCAUCUUAAACAUAUAACGUAUCAUUCUGAAAUUCCUUUUAUAAAUGUGAGUCUAAUAUUAUGUGUAUGGUUUGACUGGAAAGUAAACAGCGUUUCAUAUGCUUCAUUUCAUGCUACUUUCAUACUUAUGCAAUAACAAUUCUAUUGUAACUGACUAAUCGCCUGUUAUUACCAUUAUACUUACGUCUAUGGUGUAAGUGGAAUGAAUGUUUGUUUAUCGCUUUUCUAGAUAGUCUUAUGCUUUUUAUUCAAUUCAUCGACUAUAGUAAAUAUAAUCCUAACUACUAUUUGGUUGUUAACACUAAAUAUCUCGUGUUAGCUAUAACACAUUUUCUUCAUUUAACUCUAAUAAAUACUUUCACAUCAUUGCAUACAAUCUUUUCUCUUGUCUUAAUUUAAUCAAUCGAGCGUAUUUCAUCCUCCAUCAGGAAGUUGUGGUAAUUAAAGCUCACAAUAAUGGUAUUGCAUCACUGAUUUUUAAGAAGCCAUUUAGUUUAACUGUGUAAGGAUGCUAACUAUAUUUUAAUAAUUACUUCAUACAUUUAUCCCCUUUAUGAAUUUGAAUAAAGCGAGAACAACAGCGGUAUGGGCAGAAUAAUAUGCUACCAUCAUUUAUUUCGUUGGCUUCUUAUCAGUUCCCAACAGCCUAAAUAAAUUUAUUAUUAAAAUUAUGUACAGAAAAGUUUUGACAUAUUUGCAAAUUUCACAUGAUGUCAGCUGACAAAGGGUCCCGAACUUAGCGAACAGUGCUCAGAAAAUUAAGCUUAUAUAGCUUCUACACAGGGAGUUUUAGUUUAAACAAAGGAAAGGUAUGCAUACCAUGGUAAGGGAGUUACGUAAUGAAGACGAGAGGUGCGUAAGAUGAUGAGUAACUAAUAAAUUAGGCAACAAUGUACUGAGUCCAACUCAAACCAUAGAAACAAGAGACAAGUAAAAUUACACUUUAUCAAAGCGGUGCAGUGCAAGGCGAAGAUAAUGUAAGCAAAUGAAGGAGACAAUAAUGACAUCGAGUUAUCAAGGCAAGGGGAAACUGAGAACUGCUUCUUUCUGAACACAUAAAUUGGGUUUCAGGCGUUUGAUAGAGAUUGCUUCUGCAAACUUAAGGGGGAUUGAACUAUUUCUUCUAUUGAUAAUUUUAAAGGAAUUUGUGAUUUCCACUGCAUGACCCGUAUCAAGGAGAUGCCUGUUAAUGGCACUAUUGUAAGCGUUUGUUCCCUUGAAACGUUGGCUUUCCGGUACAUGUUUAAAAAAGUGGGAGGUGUGCCUUUCUUUCUAUUCUCUCAAUGUAACUGCUCCCACAGAUAUACGUAAAUUUGUAUACACAGCUGGAGUCAACAUGAGAAGGCUGGAUAUCCGUCGACUUUUAACUGCGCCAAAGUGCACGUUAAUAAUGAAUUGUAAGUGAAUUCAAUUCAAUAUCCCGAACAUAAAUCAAUAAAAAACUUUAACUCAAUGAAAUAUGAUUUCAGAUAAAGUGGAAAUGUGUUUCUAUAAGAAAUGUAAGUAUUGAUUUUCUCCUUUCUCAUAAAUGGUAAAAACCGGUCAAACCUUUCUGCAAGUUUUCUCUUCACAGAAACAAGUUUUUUUCGUCGGUUUCCUCAUUGUUGGUAUUAAUGAUGCAUAUAGACGUGGAGAUAGAGGAGGACACUUAUCAAUCAAAUGUUGUUAGAAUGUUUUUUGUAUGUUUUGCUCUUUAUAUAUUUCUUGCUUCACUUUAUUACAGUCACUGUUUAAAUAUAAUCCUUGUUUCAGUUGAAAAUUCUCCAGGACAUUA
Molecule: messenger RNA, 5121 nt
Organism: Trichobilharzia szidati
Lineage: Eukaryota; Metazoa; Platyhelminthes; Trematoda; Strigeidida; Schistosomatidae
Source: the annotation of a GenBank genome assembly